Penicillium soppii is the source of this 183-nucleotide messenger RNA. RefSeq lists its product as uncharacterized. The record is from RefSeq and is a predicted model, not a curated record. Bases 1 to 183 code for a protein of 60 amino acids. The transcript has 2 exons. NCBI's taxonomy places the organism in Eukaryota, Fungi, Ascomycota, Eurotiomycetes, Eurotiales, Aspergillaceae.
AUGGCCAUUAUAUCACUCGAAACCGCUAUCAAGAUCUUGGAAAAAAGUGAAGAUAACAUUAGUGCAGCGGCGCGGUCCAAGUUCGUCCUUGCUCAAGUGCUCAAGGAAAAGGACGCUUCCGACAAGGCUGCGGCUGCGGCGAUGAUGAAUCAAGUCACCUUGGAUCUUAGAAAGCUGCGCUAA